AUGGCUCGUGGCUUCGGAAUGCGUGUUGUGGGAGGAAAAACUGCUCCCGAUGGCCGUCUUUUCGCCUAUAUUGUCUGGACGGUCCCUGGCGGGCCAGCUGAAAAGGGAGGAUUGCAACAGGGUGACAAGGUAUUGGAAUGGGGAGGAGUCUCAUUAAUUGACCGUUCUUUCGAAGAGGUUUGCUCCAUAAUGGAUCGAACAGGAGACACCGUGGAAUUGUUGGUCGAACACGCCACUGACCUGAGAAUGUGCGACCUGCUGGAUGAUCCGAUUCCGCCGCCAACUACGGUUAUCACGGGACGGAAGCCUUCCGAGGCAAAUAUUUCCGCGUUGCAUAUAGAACCCGAUCCUUCUGAUAAGGCACCAUCUUCACCGACAAGGCGAAAACUACCUAAAACGCCGGAACAACUAGCUCGGGAGAGAUGCGUGACAGGUAGAAUACAAAUUCAAGUAUGGUACCACGAUGAAAGAAAUGAACUAGUAGUUGCAGUUCUAGCAGGAGACGAUUUAGCAGCUAGAGACGAUAGUUUGGGAUACGGUUCCCUUCCAGAAGCCUAUGCUAGGUUGUGCUUACUACCUCUAACAGCCGAAGAACAUUGUGUACAAACUGAAGUAGCCCCGGCCAGUCAAAACCCCAUUUGGAAUGCCAACUUAAAUUUUCCCAACGUUCCAGGCGAAGAGUUAAUGGAACGAGUUCUAGAAAUCACUCUGUGGGAUUUGAUCCCACAUAACGAACAUGCUUUUCUUGGAGAAUGUUCCGUAGAUAUUCAGAAAGCAUUUCUGGACGAUAGAGCCGUUUGGUGCAGGCUUGAGGAUCCCAGGCAGUUGAGGGGCAAAUCUCCACACACAUCUCCUAGAGGGUCUGUUGCCGGAGGAGGAAAGCGACAAGAUUUUGGAAACCAAAGGAGUGUAUCAGAUGAUGUCGAUUCUAUAGGUGAAUGUGCGAGUCUUCUUCAUCCAGACCACGCCUGGGGAUCGAGACGUGGUUCAUCUCAAUCCGAACAAUUAGAGGUUGAAGUUUACGAGCUGGGAAAAGACUUUUCGAGAUCUCUUCCGGGUUCAAGAAGAUCCUCGUUCCAGUCUGCACAAGAACAAGCAGAAGCUGAUAGACCAGCUGUUCCCCCACCACCUUCCUAUAGUAACCAGCGAAGACGAAGUAGCUGUACGAGAAUGUUGAGAGAUCCUGAGGAGAUCUUGAAAAGUUUAAAGGCUGUGAAAGGUGAACUAGGAAGGACAAUGAGCCUUACUGGAGAUAAAAGACAUAGACGUUCAAGCGCUACAUCUGAGAGGAGAGACUCCCGGAAAGAAAGUGUCAUAGAACUUAAGGAAACUGUAAAAGAAUCUAGUCCGCCUUCAAGUCCUGAACGCACUUCCCCGCCACAAUUGGGUCCAGGCCAAAUAAAACCCCGAGGAUUUCGUCUUACGAGCACCAAACCCGUCGAAAUUAAGUUAGGAUUAAUAAUGACCAAAGGACAACUCGAAGUUGAAGUUGUUUGUGCGAGGCAUAUUCCUGCGAAGGAUAUUUAUCCAGACACAUACGUUAAAUGUUAUUUAAGGGAUGGAGACCGCUGGCUUCAAAAGAAAAAGACGAGAGUAAUUAAGCACUCGUCCGAGCCCCAGUUCCGACAGACACUCAAAUACUCAGCUUGCGACGUACUAGGCAGAAGCCUGGUUGUUAUGCUGUGGGAACGACAAGGGGGCUUCGAGCACAAUCAGGGCCUUGGAGGAGCAGAAGUUUCUCUAGACUCCAUCACUCUGACUCAUCUCACAACGGGCUGGUACCCAUUAUUCCCAAUCCACUCACUAGGAUCCGAUUCCAACGAUUCGCCUUGACCUGGAGCGGAAAGCCCUCCAUACGAUUAAGAUUGGUAUUAGUGCUUGAAUAUUGUAUAAUAUUACUUGAGAUGGUAACAGGUGGAGAUUAAUAAAAUAACUGAGGUAUUCUACUUGGGUUGUUUGAUGCUAUUGCUUUUGUCAAAAUGUGAUCAAGCCAACGUGAAUAUUUAAAGAAAAACGUAAACAGAUUGUUCAAGAAGUCGUAACUACACGUUUUAUAUACACCAAUAGUAUUUUUGUCGAGUUAUAUCUGUAAAUAUAAAUAUAUACUUUACUACCUACAGUUAUUUUCUUAACUCAUCAGAUACCAUA
Messenger RNA from Diabrotica virgifera virgifera (western corn rootworm), 2148 nucleotides. It is a transcript of the gene Fife, whose product is annotated as regulating synaptic membrane exocytosis protein 2. The record is from RefSeq and is a predicted model, not a curated record. Gene Ontology annotation, cellular component: presynaptic membrane; cytoskeleton of presynaptic active zone. Lineage: Eukaryota; Metazoa; Arthropoda; Insecta; Coleoptera; Chrysomelidae. Gene Ontology annotation, molecular function: transmembrane transporter binding; small GTPase binding. The transcript is spliced from 9 exons. Gene Ontology annotation, biological process: positive regulation of synaptic transmission; calcium ion-regulated exocytosis of neurotransmitter; regulation of synaptic plasticity. Bases 1 to 1833 code for a protein of 610 amino acids.